Bacillus rossius redtenbacheri is the source of this 2245-nucleotide messenger RNA. RefSeq lists its product as uncharacterized. The coding region runs from base 243 to 848 and encodes 201 amino acids. NCBI's taxonomy places the organism in Eukaryota, Metazoa, Arthropoda, Insecta, Phasmatodea, Bacillidae. The record is from RefSeq and is a predicted model, not a curated record. The transcript is spliced from 2 exons.
AAUUCUCUAUGGUAAACUUUGUUCAACAAACCAGAAAAAAAAAAUGUUAAAAAAUUCCUAAAAUACAGUUCUAACGGGCCAAUAAUUUUAACUGAGAUUAGAAAGUUUUGAUGAGUUUACUUUGUCCAGGUUGUUACUGCAACAGGUGGAGCACACGAGUCGAACAUCUGCAAAAGGUGGUGCAGCAUCUGAAAGAAGAGACAUAGCACCUGAAAGGAGAGGCACAGCACCUGAAAGCAGAAAUGGAGCAGCUGCAACAGACACUCGAGCAGCUGAAGCAGAAGAUGGGGCAGCUUAAAGAGACGUUGGAGCAACUGGAACAGAAGGCGGAAGACCUGAAAAAGAGGAUGGAGGAAAUGCUGGAGUCAUUAGCGGAGAAGAUGGAGCAAAUGAAGACGUCGGUGGUGAACCUGAUCCAGGUGGUCAAGCAGCUGAAAGAGGAAAUGGAGAAGGACGGGAGGCAGCUGAAGCAGGAGACGGAGCAGCUGAACGGGGAGGCGGAGCAGCUGAAAGGCGAGCUGGACCUCACCAAAGACGAGGCCCAGCAGCUGAAAGACCAGGCGGCCAAGAUAAAGAAGGCGAAGCACAUAAAAGAAGAGGCGGAACGCAUAAGAAAGGAGGCGGAGCAGAUGAAAAAGGCGAUAGAGGAGAGGAUGAACCAGAUGAAAGAGGCAAUGCAACAGGCGGUGGAGAACAUGAAGAAGGCCAUGGAUGAGAUGUUCGAGAGCAUGAAGCAAGCGAUGGCGGAUAUGGCGACACACCUGAAAGAGCAGGUCAAGGAGCAGGCCGACAACUUGAAGGAGGCUUUCGUCGGGAUCACCUCAGACUUUACAGAUUAUUUCGGAUAAAAAAAAAAGGUUUUCAAUACAGUUUAAUGCAGUCUUGAUUAAACGAUUUAAUACUAUGUGUGUGUGUAAAAAUUUUAAGUUACACUAAUUUCAAACUGCAACAACACAUUCCAAUAGACACUUUACUGUUUUAAAUUUACAUAUAUCCAUUUGAAUUAUAGUGAUAACCGGUAUGAUCUUUGGCAUUUAUAUAAAAAAAAAAUCUCUUGAUGGUAUUUGAAUUGAAGAAAUUCAUUUAUUUUACAUGUCAAGGAAGUCAGUUUACCUUUGUUAAUAACUGUUAUCGUGUUAUGACAACAUUAGUUAUAGUUUUUUAAUGUGCUCCACGUCCAAACUGUUAGGGACGGAAACAAAUAUUACAUAUCAAGUAGCGCUGGAGAAGGAAAUUGACCAUGGCAUUUUAGCAAGGAAACGUUGCUUCGAGUGAUUUCAGGAGAACAUGGUAAACCAGAAUCAUAAAUUCUGAAAUAAUAAUGUUGUAAAAUUACUUUUUUUAUUUAUGUCAUUAUAUUUAAGGAAUUUCUAAGUUUUCUUUAUAAUUAAAACUUAAUUUUUGUUUUGUUGGCAUUUAUCAACCGCACAGUUUUUUUAUUUGCCAUAUUCUACCUAUUCAGUUGCGCCACCCUGGGAAUGACCGAAGUAACGAGGGAAUAGAUGAGUUAGAGUUUAAUGUCUUGUCGAGAUCAAGGUCACACACAGAGAUGUAGCGGCGAAGGAAUGAAUAGGGUGGGGUAAACGGAAGAGCCCUCAGAAAAUCAGUUGGCUGACUGUAAAAAUUGCCACAUCUUCCUCACAAACAGUGAUUUAUGAGCAAGGCGCAAGGCAGCGAGAAGUGCCAAAUGUUUCCAGGUGCAUUAUAAAACUGAAGAACAGAAGUUGUACAUGUCACACAGUAUCAUUUCUCCUGGCACACAUUUGCAGCAGAAAAGCUUGAUUUUUAUUUUCACAUACCUCAUACUUCCUACACUCAAUCUUCUGUACAAACCGAAAGCCACACGCUCUGAGUGUAAUGGAACUAUCGAACUUGAAUGCCGAGAGCACCAGCUCAAUAAAUGAAGUGAGCUUUAAAGAAGUCGCUAAGUCCAUUUUUAUUUUUUUAAAAAGUAGGGUUGGGCUUAUCAAAUACCGUACAAUACUUAGUAAAUGAAGGAUUCAAUAUUUGAGUAAAAAGAUUCAAAGAAAAAUAUCACAGGAGAUACAGUAAAUUACCAAAAAUUCAACACUGAUAACCUCUGGAGUUUACUAGGUCAAUUUUUUCUUAAUACCUGUCCAGUUUCCAUUCUCCAAGAUAUUGUACUUUAAACAUCUAAUUGUAAAAAUAAAAACUACAAUAUGUAUUGAUUCUGGAAACUUAGUUUGAAAAACAAACAUUAAAAAGGUUGAAUGUUCUAACACCA